Linum tenue is the source of this 3458-nucleotide messenger RNA. The record is from the annotation of a GenBank genome assembly. NCBI's taxonomy places the organism in Eukaryota, Viridiplantae, Streptophyta, Magnoliopsida, Malpighiales, Linaceae.
UUUGACAAGGAAACUUUCGUCCACGCAAACCGAACUUUUGCCCGCUCCGCCUCCCGCUCGGCUCCAGUAUUACUUCUCGUCUGGUUCACCUGCAAAGACAAUAUAAGAGCUUUCUUAUUCCUUUGCCUUUUCCUGUUCCAGUUCCUGGGUUUCCUUCUACUUCUCGACAAGCCCUCCCUCUGUCGUUUAUCUGUCUCUCUGGGUUCGGUGAAUUCCAGGGGAUACCUAUUUGGGCGCUGUCCACUCGAUAGUUCCUAGGGCCGUUUCGUUCGGAGCUCUUGCGUUGCUGGGUCGCGGAACUUUGUUUCAGCAAUUGUUCCUGGGGGAUGGACUGGUUUCCUUUGCAUGCUCUAUGCAUCUGUGAAUGAUGUUCAGUGGGCAGACGAACUCUAAUACCCUCAGGAAAUUUAAUUGGAGAUGGCAUGAGGACUCCACUUUGACAGCAGGCUUGCUUAAGGAUGUGGCACCAGAGAUUGAGCUGUCUGGUUAUGGAAGGAUACCAAGUCCUGGUAGUGAAAGCCCUUCUGGGCUUCUUAAUGGUGAAAGCUUGAACGUGGAGCCAAUUGCUGAUCUGGACUUGUUCUUUGAAAGGCUUUACAGCUAUUACUGUGAGAAGGGCCUUUGGUGCAUUAUUAUAAAAUGGAUAGUUGAGCUUCUGAGCCUUGGUUUCACCAUCUGUUUCUCGGGAUUUUUCUUACUUUAUGUUGACUGGAAUGGUCUACGUAAUGCAAAGUGUGGAAUGGAUGCAGUUGAAUCUGGAACCAAGCCUUGCGACCUUGCAAAAGAAGCUCUUCAUGAGCACCCAUUAACCCCCUUGACUCUAUCAAAAGCCAUAAUUGUUGGAUAUUUGGGAUUGUUUUCCAUCUAUCUGGUCUUCUGUUUCUUCAGGUUUUUCUCUCAGUUGAAGGAGACCCUUAGGAUCCGUCAAUUCUAUCACAACAGUCUUCAUGUGACAGACAAGGAGAUCCAAACUAUGCCAUGGGCAACAGUUCUUGAGAAAAUUGUCCAACUGCAAGCCUCACAACAACUAUGUGUGGUCAAAGACCUAUCAGCUCAUGACAUGGUCAUGCGGUUGAUGCGGAAAGAGAACUACUUGAUUGGGAUGCUCAAUAAAGGGGUACUUGCAUUCCCUAUAUCACAAUGGGUUCCAGGUGCUGGGCCAACAGUCAAAUUUGGUCCAGAUGGAACUCAGUAUCGUUUAGUUCUCACAAAGACUCUUGAAUGGACCUUAAACUGGUGCAUACUGCAGAGCAUGUUUGAUCGAAACUUCUGUGUUAGGAUGGACUUCCUUUCGAAUCCUAAAACACUAAAAAAGCGACUUAUGGUUGUGGGGCUUGCAAUGCUUCUGCUUUCGCCAUUUCUUGUUAUAUUCAUGUUAGUAUAUCUCUUCUUGCGACAUGCUGAGCAGUUCUAUAAUCAUCCUGGCACAGCAUCAUCUAGACGGUGGUCAAAUUUGUCAAGGUGGAUGUUCAGAGAAUUCAAUGAGGUUGACCAUUUGUUCAAGCAUCGAAUCAACAGCAGUAUAGUGCAUGCUUCAGAAUAUCUAAAACAGUUCCCAUCUCCUAUAAUUUCAAUUGUUGCAAAGUUUAUCUCAUUCGUAUCUGGUGGAUUUGCUGCUGUCCUGCUGAUCAUUGCAUUGGUGGAGGAAUCUUUACUCGAGGGCCAUAUUUUCGGGCGCAACUUGUUUUGGUAUGCUGCUGUUUUUGGAACUAUAACAGCUAUCAGCCGGGCUGCAGUGACUGAUGAUCUCCUAGUUCUCGAUCCGGAAGGAACAAUGGCUGUGGUGGUACAGCAUACUCAUUAUAUGCCAAAGAGGUGGCGGUGCAAGGAACAUACUGAGACAGUUAGAAUAGAGUUUGAAACCUUAUUUCAGGUAGUAUGAGCCUAUUAUCCGAGCUCAAAUAAUAAAGUCAACUGUAGUGCUCUCUUCUCUUGCUUUCAUAUUUGACCGAGCUCUAAGUUGGUUUGUCCAUCCUGGGGCUUUUACGUGCUGCAGUAUACUGGUAUGAUGUUACUUGAGGAGAUGGCAUCGAUAUUUCUCACUCCACUCUUGCUUUUAUUUGUUGUACCAAAGCAAGUUGAUGACAUCUUGGAGUUCAUAUCAGAUUUCACAGUGGAUGUCCAGGGUGUAGGCCAUGUUUGUAGUUUUAGUGCCUUUGAUUUUCUAAAUCAUGGCAAUAGCAACUAUGCUUCUCCCUGUAAUGCACCUCGCACUCAAAGGAGUUCUCAGGGAAAGAUGGAAAAAGCAAUGUUGAGUUUCAAGAGUAGCUAUCCUUCAUGGGAACCAAAUGCUCAAGGGAAACAAUUCCUGCUAAAUCUUCGGAACUUCAGGGAGCAGAAGCUGCAAGGUCCAGGAAUUAGACAUAUGUGUCAGCAUCCUCAAUUGUUACGAGGCAGCCCCCUAAGACUUAGAAGUGCGGAGGAGAGAAACACGACCUUUUCUCGGGGUGCGCCAUAUUAUACUGCUAGAUUUCAGUUGGAUUCCUUAUGGUUGAUUGAUGUUGAUCAAAAGAAUCAUCAUCCAUAUCUUCUGGAUUGGUACUAUAUGGCCCAACACCACAAUUCGAUGAAUGAUAAUACAAGAGAAGAAGAAUGUACUGUACAACUUGAUGUGAAUGAGCAACAAAUCGAAGAUAUCUGGAACCCUUCCAAUUUGGCACAGGGUGGUGUUGCAAGAUACGAUCAUGAAGACUACUGGGGUGCUCAGCAUGUGGAUGAUCGACUGGGCUCUCAUCUGCAGGCUUCCACGUCUGCUCCAUUCUUUCGGGAGAGUGUGAUCCGGCAUCACGAUUCCACUCACGGUGCUGUUAAUCCUGGUGGAAGCCAUUGGUGGUCCAGAAGCAACUUGCAAGGACGACAGCCGCAGGCAAGUUUCCUGGAGCCCCCUGAUUUCAACAGAUUUGCUCGUGGUAAUCAGUUUGAGAAUUUAUCGGAAAGAAGCAUGGAGGAGCAAGAACAGGACUUGGAGUUAAGGAAUUCAUGUAGUGCGUCCAGGACUACUUACAUGUAUGAUGAUGACAUUGAAGCUGGAGGAAGGAAUUUGAGUCUCCAUUUUGAUGAAGUUUAUGCCAGCAGACCUGAAACUAGAACUAUAGAUCAAGACCAUGAAGACCCACCUAGCUUUUAAAGAAAAAUGAUACUUUCUUCAGUCUGAAUAGAAGGUUCUAUGUUCAGAUAUAUGGAAUCGUAGUGGACUUGUGCAGAUUUAGAUUUAAUUGUUGUACAUAAGAUUCAUUUUUAAGGUAGCUUCCUCCAGUCAAUUUUAGGAGUUGGCCACUUCAUUGUGAGUCACCUUCUGAAACUGUAAAGACUAAAGGCGAUCCAAUUGAAAUCCAGCGGAGAUUCGUUGAAUCUUCUGUUAACAUCUGCUUGGCCAUGGCUGCAAAGUAUUGUUAUGGGGCAUAAGAUAGUCAUUAUUGUUAUGGCCUAUGGUAAUAAAAUCACGUUAUUUAGCGAAA